AUGCAUUUCUCCACCGUCUCCUCUGCCCUUGGCUUGGCCUCCCUGGUCUCCGCCCACGGUGUUGUCCUGAAGCCGGCUUCUCGCAAGCCAGGUGAUGCCACAACCGAGACGUGCGGCCGUGCCAUGGUCAACUUUUACAAGCAAGAUGAGACGUCUUAUCCCGAGGCUUUCUUGAGAUCCAACCCAUUGCCCGACCGCAACAAGUGCAAUCUGUUCCUCUGCAAGGGAUAUCAGUUCGCCGACAACGCCGCCAAUGUCCAGUCGUACAAACCCGGCGACUCUGUUGAGUAUGAGGUGUACAUCAGGAUUCCUCACUCUGGCUACGCCAAUGUCUCCAUUGUCGACACCACGACCAACAAAGUGUUGGGCUCCCCGCUGGUGAGUUGGGCGAGUGGGUAUGCGGCCAGCAGCAAGCCACCAGCGGACCAGACCAAGUUCAGCGUCAAGAUCCCGGAGCUUGGUGCGCAGUGUGCGACUGCAGGUGUUUGUGUCCUCCAGUGGCAUUGGUUUGGUGCUGGACAGACAUAUCAGAGUUGCACCGACUUUACGGUUGCCGCUCCUGUUGCUCCCGCUGAGCCGGCUCCGGAACAUGGACACGGCCACCGAAUUCGAGGACAGUCUCGCUGGUAGAAUCUCGCAGAGGUCGGACUAUGUAAAUAGCUAAAUAUCGUUAGGAGAGGAGUGUACCGAGAAAAUAUUCUUUCAAUCC
This is a messenger RNA of Podospora pseudocomata, 709 nucleotides long. RefSeq lists its product as uncharacterized. The record is from RefSeq and is a predicted model, not a curated record. Bases 1 to 630 code for a protein of 209 amino acids. The transcript is spliced from 2 exons. Lineage: Eukaryota; Fungi; Ascomycota; Sordariomycetes; Sordariales; Podosporaceae.